Molecule: messenger RNA, 2682 nt
Organism: Ogataea angusta
Lineage: Eukaryota; Fungi; Ascomycota; Pichiomycetes; Pichiales; Pichiaceae
Exons: 1
Coding region: 1-2682 (893 amino acids)
Biological process (GO): phospholipid transport
Cellular component (GO): endoplasmic reticulum; ERMES complex
Molecular function (GO): lipid binding
Source: RefSeq, a predicted model, not a curated record
AUGAAUUCAACAUUAAGGCUAACUCUUGCCUAUGUAGCAGGAGGGCUGACUUUAUGGCCAUUGAUCCUGUUCGUGAAGAACGUAGCCUUUGACCUGAGUGUUUUGAGCUUCGAGGAUUCUAUACACAAAUUAUGCCAGCUAGCAAUCACCUACAUACUGGGAGGAUUGACUUUUUUGCCCAUCACACUCAUGAUUGGAUGGCACUUGAUACCACGGGCUCCAGAGAGUGCUGAACAACAGAGGGAGCUCGAGGAAGCAAAACAGAAGGAAGAAAGCAAGGCUAAAGGGGAACCAGAAGGCUAUAGAAGUCUGAUGGCAGGACAGGUUUUGGAGAAAGAAAGCUCGGACCUGAAGACGUACCACGAAGGAUGGCUGACUGUCACACGAGAAUAUUAUCAAUUUCCACAAAUUGACUGGAGCGAGUUCCAGACACAAGCUUCUUCAGGUAAUUCGCUAGGUGCCGAGCAGGCCAGCAGCCAACCAGCCCCAAAAAGUGGUAACUUUUUGAAAAUGGUUAAAGGAAACAAAUCUGUGCCUGCCAAUGCGGAGGAGCCCAAACAGGACACAACAUCACUCGAUGCCAAGAAGCUGAAAGCAAUCAGAAAGAAGAACAGGUAUUACGCGGUUUUAAAACAUGGCAAUCUGUUUCUAUAUGAUGAUGAAGCAAAGAAGAACGUCCAGCACGUGAUUGUGCUAUCGAACCAUGUGAUAGGAAUCUGGCCUAGAGAACUCAAGGAUGGCCAGCUUUUCACGAAGAAAGCUGCAAUCUGUAUAUUCAAGAAAGAUUCAGAGCCCAGCCGUACUGCUCCUCAUGCCACAUCUCCUGAGCCAGAAAACCUGCUAGAUAUUUUGCAAGGGAAAGUGAGUUUGGAAACUCCGCCAAAAGACACGUUUUUCCUUUAUGCAGACCGCAAUACUCAAAAGGAGGACUGGUACUUUGCAUUACUCAGAGCAACAACCAAAGACGUCCCUAAAUCAGGCACUGCCAAAGACCUGCUCGAACCGUCAUUUAUGGCUCGAACAUUACACUUCAUGACCGCAGAUAUGAUUGAUCUGAUUCAGACCAUCAAUUCUUCGGAGGGUCAAUUGACUACGCAAUGGCUGAAUGCCCUGAUAGGUCGUCUUUUCCUAAGCUACUAUAGAACCGAGGAAUUCAAAGAGCUUAUAAAAAAGAAAAUUGAUGAACGUCUCAAAAAGAUCAGAACGCCAGACUUUCUGGACGACCUGCAAAUCAAAAAGAUAGACGUCGGACACUCUGCCCCUUUUUUGACGUUUCCUAAGUUGCAAAAUUUGACUCCUGAGGGUGACCUUAGUCUUCAGUGUCAUGUGCUUUACCAAGGUGGUCUAGUGCUAGAAGUUGCCUCUAAAGUAUUCUUGAACCUUGGAACGAGGUUCAAGCAGAGGGAAUUUGAUAUCAACCUGAAAAUUGUGAUGAAAAAACUGGAAGGAGACAUUUUGCUUAGGAUGAAGCCCCCUCCAACCAACAGAUUAUGGUACGGGUUCACAAAAAUGCCCGAGUUCGAUAUGGUGAUUGAACCAGUGGUCAGUUCCCGUGCUCUGAACUACAAUCUUAUCACAAACAUCAUUACCAACAGGUUCAAGGAAGCAUUGGGAAAGACUCUAGUGUUACCAUUCAUGGACGAUCUUGUGUUUUAUAAAACAGAAGGCGAGAUCUUCAAAGGUGGUAUUUGGGACAAAUCUUUAAGGCCUCCUUCGGCGGCUGGUACACCACAGCAAACUCACCCAGUUCCGCCACCAUUACCAUCAAGGGAACUUAAGACGGAGGAACUGGAAAUGGACGACAUUGUCUUAGAAGAAGACGAAAGCUCGUCUCUCAACAACUCUUUUAAAGGAAGCACCAAGGAGUCUAUCAGAGACGACAACACUUCUGAAGCAGCCCAGUCAUCGACGAAUAACUACGCUCCAGACAGCAGCUCCGUAUUGACCACAGGGUCUGGAGGAUCGUCCUCUUCUGCGACAAACACAGCCAAAUACAAAGAUAGAGCCUCAAUGCUUUCGAAAAAGUUUCUGUCAAUCAACAAAGGUUUGUCGCUGGAUAGUACUGUUUCAGAUAGUAUUUCUGAAGGUGCUGUUGGGGACGAUCAGGCCAAGUCACUGGCCACAUCCUACUCCAAGCUCAAAGGACUGUACUCUUCAACAAAACAAAAAUUAUCUGAAAAACAAUCCACCACAAGUCUCAAAGAAAUCAAUUACUCACCUCCUGAAAUGAUUUCCAACCGUCGAGUUAUUAAAAAGACAUUACGCGCUGAAAACGAUCAACCAGCAGUUCAUAAACGACAACCAUCUGUCGAGAUGUUUGCCAAAACAGAGAAAACAAGCACAGAGUCAAUCGGUGCACUGGCCUAUGAUGAGCAGCAGCCAAAGACCCCAACAAGUCCAGCCAUGUUCAUUAACGAAAGAUACAGAAGCAGUUCGGUGAGUAAACCUGUCUCGCCAUCAUCGUUAACAACUCCUCAAAAACUGAGGCUUAGUGACCAAGACAGAGAUGAAGAGGCCGAAGAGAGGUUGCACGCAGAUGAGAAUGUGUAUUCGGGACCAUUAACUGAAAGCACGAGCGCAGAUUCUGACCACGAGACCCUGGAUUUUCCAUCAGCUACCAAAUUGACAAACACUGGCCCAGCCCUAUCCAGGGUGCCGCCACCACUUCCAGAACGCCGAUAG